AUGCCGUUUGACAAUUCAAAGUACGAUAUAGAUGAAGAGACGCGUAAUUUGCCAUCAACAGUCAGCUACUUCCCAAGAAUAGGUGAUUUGGAAGACCAAGUAACGGAAGAGUCAGGCGAAGAUUAUAGAGACUCGGCGUUGAAGAAAAUUAGCUCGUUGCAAAUCAAACUUGAGCAGUUACAAUAUUCUAGAGACUCAAAGAAUAUUGGUGGGUUGAAUUGGAAUUUUAACAAUUUUGCUGGUCAUACGCUAUACGCGUUGGCGAAUGAAGUAUUCGGUUUCAACGGAUGGUCAACUUUGAUUGAGGAAUGCGCUAUACUGGAAAUGAAUGUGGCCAAGCACCAAGGUACAGGCGACUCUAAGAAUGGUGGAACAGUAGGAAACACAUCUAACACUUCUGUUUCAACUUCUGAGACUUCGCGAGUGGAGUCAGAUGCCUCCAGUGAGGAUAAUGGUACACGAUACACGGCGAAGUGUAUUUGCGUGAUUCGCUUGACCUUACAAGAUGGAACUUGGACUAGAGGCAUAGGUGAGGGUACUGCUACCAAUGUUCCUCAUAAGUAUGUGUGCUAUUCCAAGUGCAAGAAAGAGGCUAUAACUGAUGGAAUGAAGAAUGCAAUUAUUAGUCUACGUGAUUUGUACUUUCGCUAUGAGCUGAAGAAAAUUAGCGAAGAAUUCGGCAUCAAUUGA
Molecule: messenger RNA, 690 nt
Organism: Lodderomyces parapsilosis
Lineage: Eukaryota; Fungi; Ascomycota; Pichiomycetes; Serinales; Debaryomycetaceae
Gene: RAD59
Product: Rad59p
Exons: 1
Coding region: 1-690 (229 amino acids)
Biological process (GO): double-strand break repair via homologous recombination; double-strand break repair via single-strand annealing; mitotic recombination
Cellular component (GO): nucleus
Source: RefSeq, a predicted model, not a curated record